This is a messenger RNA of Brenthis ino (lesser marbled fritillary), 711 nucleotides long. Lineage: Eukaryota; Metazoa; Arthropoda; Insecta; Lepidoptera; Nymphalidae. The record is from the annotation of a GenBank genome assembly.
AUGUGGCUAAAGUGGUAUUAUUUUGUUGUAAGUCUCAUAUUACUGAGUAGUGUAACAUGUGAGUCCACAGAAACAUCAGAUACAGCGACGUUACUCAAAACAUACAGGAGCUACAUUAUCGCAUCCCAUGAUCUGGACAAGAGCGACCGCAGCAUCCUCAAGAACUGGACCACUGACUUCCAGAUACAGUUAGUGAAUAUCACUACGCAUUACAGAUUGGAAAUGACGAGGCACAAAGAGCAUAACUUUAUAACGAUUAAGACUAAUUCUAAGUGGAGUGAUUGUAUUGAUUUUCAUCAUAUCGAGAUCUAUAACUCAGAGAAAUUAUACUUCAACGGGGAGAGCAAGUGUCUCCAAACUGCCAAUGCUGAAGCGAGUCGGAAAAAACACUCUGUCUACCAACUAGAAAAAGAGAUUAGAAAAUGGCGUAAAAGCUACAGAUACUUAUCAAGUCAAUGUAAUAUGAACAACCCUGGAGAUGAGGAGGCCGCGGGCGAGUGCCUUGUGGAAUAUAUGCAAAAAGAUAACUACUAUAUGACAUUUCAACGUCUAAUUUUAUUGAAAAUGGAGUCGAUGUCGGAUUUAUACGCGCAGAUAUUGAAAUCUCUCAGCAAUUGUGAAGAGUGCUUAAAAAGCAACCUGUCUGUGUGUUUGAGUAACGCUAGAAACAUAAUGGAUACUUUGAACCAUUGUUACAGAAGAAAGGAUUUG